Oryzias latipes (Japanese medaka) is the source of this 1556-nucleotide messenger RNA. RefSeq names its product organic solute carrier partner 1a (gene oscp1a). Gene Ontology annotation, cellular component: plasma membrane; cytoplasm. Gene Ontology annotation, biological process: transport. The record is from RefSeq and is a predicted model, not a curated record. NCBI's taxonomy places the organism in Eukaryota, Metazoa, Chordata, Actinopteri, Beloniformes, Adrianichthyidae.
AUCAGUUAAGAAGUUAACAUGGACAGCUUUUUCACCAGUGGCGCUUUACUGCAGGAAUAACCAGAGACAAAAGUGCUUUACAUCUGCAUCUGAUGGUGACUUCUAGAGCAGCAACCUUCUCUGUCCAAGCACAAUGUCCACGAGGACUCUGCCACUGGUUUUCAUUAAUCUGGGUGGAGAAAUGCUUUACAUAUUGGACCAACGCCUGCAAGCUCAAAACACGUCUGUGGACAACACAGAGAAAGGAGUGUGGUCGGAAAAGGACAGAAAAAGAGUUAUGAACGACAUCAUCGGGACCAUGUUCAGCAAAGCCUUCAUGGACGAACUUCUCAAACCCCAGCAGCUGUACUCACACAAGACCAUGAAGACCGUUCUCACACGGUUAGCGCACACCUCCAUCAUGAGGCUGAACCCGGCCAGCAUGGAAAAGCUUUAUGAGUUGAUGGUCAUGGCUUUCAAAUAUCAAGUCUACCUUUGUCCGCGGCCUAAAGACCUGCUGCUUAUCACCUACAACCACAUGGACGCCAUCAGGGAGUUUGUCCGAGACACUCCGGCGGUCGCCAACCAGGUGGAUGAGACCCACAGGAAGCUCAUUGAGGUCUACGCUCCUCUGUCAGAGGGAGAAUUUCAGCUCCUCAGACAAACUCUGCUCAUAUUUUUUCAAGACAUGCACGUUCGUGUGUCAUUGUUCCUGAAGAACCAAAUCCAGAACCCCAACGGACGUUUCACCCUGACUACCUCAGGCCCGGUGCCUCAUGGGGGAGAUGUUCCAGGUCUGAUCAGGCUGUUCAGCGUGAAGGGCAGAGAGGUCAGCCGCUGCGAGUUUCCCAGCGGAGGAAGUUACAGCAGUGCUGUCAGAGAGGGAUCCUUUGACCUCCAUGGAGACAGAGUCCUCAGACUCGGGGUGAACAUGUACACGAUGAACCAUCCAGAGGAGACACACACGUCCAGGAACACCUGUGCUCAGCCUGAUGAUGUUCCAAACCUGCUGGCCAAGGAGGAGCUGAACCUGUUGGCUCGCAUCAUGGGCAGCAUGAAGACCGUGCCCGUGCACACCACUGAAGGAAGCUUUCGGUUAAACCUGUUUGCUUCAGACCGCGAAGAGGAGGAGGCGGGAACUUCUGGAGGAGCUCAGGACUUUGACGUCAUCAACAUUCAAGCCAUGCAGGAUGAACAGGCAUCUGCUGAGCUCGCUCGAAUCGCCGCUCAGUUUGCAGAGGAAGAGCUGAAGCACGAAGACCAAGGCAGCAGCAAAGGAGACGAGCUGCUGGCCAUGAUGGAUGACCUCUGACUGACCCCUGUGAUUUUAUCCUGUUACAAUAACAAAGAUGCAGUACACAUUCAGGGCAGCUUUGUAUCUGUCUCUAUCUCAGUUUCAUCAGUCAGUCUAUCUGUGAGAUGUAAAGUUAACAUGAGGAUUAUUAACAGAUUGAAUUUCCAGUUGGCAUGUUUUAAUAAAGUUUUAAAGUAUUAUUAUUAUUAUUAUUAUUAUAGUAUUUUUUUAAACUGGGACUUUGAUUAAAUCUGUAACAUAAUAAAUCUGCAUGAAAGAUCAA